Molecule: messenger RNA, 255 nt
Organism: Echinostoma caproni
Lineage: Eukaryota; Metazoa; Platyhelminthes; Trematoda; Plagiorchiida; Echinostomatidae
Source: the annotation of a GenBank genome assembly
AUUUCCUUGGCAAAGCCAGAUCUUGUUAGAGUCGAAUAUGGGCGAGUGCGAUGUUUUCUCACAGACUCACAUUUUUGUUCUUCAUUAUUCUCACAGAAUCAGCAGUGGAAACUUCGUCUGGAACAUUUUCACUGUUUUAAUCGAGAUCGUACGAAAGCGGGACAUUGCCACUUCGACACGGAUGGAACGGCGGCCAGCUAUCGGGCCUAUCUGGUUCCAGGACGCAAGCUGUUACGAGUGGAUAAACCACAGUAG